GCCGCGAGGAGAGCGGGCAGAGCCUUCGGAGCCCGCCGCCCGGGCCAUGGCCAAGGCGGGCCGUGCAGGUGGCCCUCCCCCGGGCGGUGGUGCCCCCUGGCACCUUCGAAAUGUCCUCAGCGACUCAGUGGAGAGCUCUGAUGAUGAAUUCUUUGAUGCUAGAGAGGAGGUGGCGGAAGCGAAGAACGCCCUCCUCAUUGGGAUGAGCCAGUGGAACUCCAAUGACCUGGUGGAGCAGAUCGAGACCAUGGGGAAACUGGAGGAGCAUCAAGGAGAAGGGAACGUGCCGUGCACAUCCAGCAUCCUCCAGGAGAAGCAACGAGAACUGUACCGGGUUUCCUUGAGAAGACAGAGGUUCCCAGCCCAGGGAAGCAUCGAGAUCCACGAAGACAAUGAGGAAGGCUGCCCGCAGCGCUCCUGCAAGACGCACGUCCUUCUGCUGGUGCUGCACGGGGGGAACAUCCUGGACACGGGCUCGGGGGACCCGUCCUGCAAGGUGGCCGACAUCCACACCUUCAGCUCCGUGCUGGAGAAGGUCACGCGCGCCCACUUCCCCGCAGCCCUGGGCCACAUCCUCAUCAAGUUCGUCCCCUGUCCCGCCAUCUGCUCUGAGGCUUUCUCACUCGUCUCCAACCUGAAUCCGUACAGCCACGUUGAGGGCUGUCUCAGCAACAGCCAGGACCACGUCCCUCUGGCCGCCCUGGCCCUGUUGGCCAUCUCCUCCCCGCAGUACCAGGAUGCAGUUGCCACCGUCAUCGAGCGAGCCAACCAGGUGUACAUGGAGUUCCUCAAAUCCCCCGAUGGGAUUGGCUUCAGUGGGCAGGUGUGUCUCAUCGGGGACUGUGUGGGGGGCCUCCUGGCCUUCGAUGCCAUCUGCUACAGCGCGGGGCCCUCCGGUGACAGCCCUGGCAGCAGCAGCCGGAAGGGGAGCGUCAGCAGCACCCAGGACACCCCGGUUGUGGUAGAGGAGGAGUGCAGCCUGGCCAGCAGUAAGCGGCUCAGCAAGAGCAGCAUCGAUGUCUCCAGCGCGCUGGAGGAUGAAGAACCCAAGAGGCCAUUGCCACGGAAACAGAGCGACUCCUCCACCUAUGACUGCGAGGCCAUCACCCAGCAUCACGCCUUCCUAUCCAGCAUCCGCUCGAGCGUGCUGAAAGAUGAGGCUGAGCCCCCUGCGGCCGGGGGACCCCAGCUCCCCGAGGUCAGCCUGGGCCGCUUGGAUUUUGAGGUGUCCGACUUCUUCCUCUUUGGCUCGCCCCUGGGCCUGGUCCUGGCCAUGCGGAGGACGGUGCUGCCCGGACUGGAUGGUUUCCAGGUACGUCCUGCCUGCAGUCAGGUCUACAGCUUUUUCCACUGCGCGGACCCCUCUGCCUCCCGGCUUGAACCACUGCUGGAGCCCAAGUUCCACCUGGUGUCGCCCGUCAGCGUGCCCCGCUACCAGAGGUUCCCGCUGGGUGACGGACAGUCCCUCCUCCUUGCUGACGCCCUGCACGCCCACAGCUCCCUCUUCCUGGAGGGCAGCUCCCGGGGCAGCCCGCCGCUGCUGGAGGCCCCUGCCUCGCCCUCUCAGGCCCAGGGGUCCCAGCGCCCGGGGCGGAGGAUAAGCCAGGGCAGCUCCCACAGUGAGAGCUCGGAGUCCUCGGACAGCCUGGCCCCCGUGGGCACCUCCCGCAUCACAGCCAAGUGGUGGGGCAGCAAGCGCAUUGACUACGCCCUGUACUGCCCCGACGUCCUCACCGCCUUCCCCACCGUGGCCCUGCCCCACCUCUUCCACGCCAGCUACUGGGAGUCCACGGACGUGGUGGCCUUCAUCCUGAGACAGGUGAUGCGCUAUGAGAGCGUGAACGUCAAGGAGAGCGCUGGCUUGGACCCCGCAGCACUGAGCCCCACCAACCCCCGCGAGAAGUGGCUUCGUAAGAGGACCCAGGUCAAGCUGCGGAAUGUCACCGCCAACCACCGGGCCAACGACGUGAUUGCGGCGGAAGACGGCCCCCAGGUCCUGGUGGGGCGGUUCAUGUACGGGCCCCUUGACAUGGUGGCCCUGACCGGGGAGAAGGUGGACAUCCUGGUGAUGGCAGAGCCUUCCUCCGGCCGCUGGGUGCACUUGGACACGGAGAUCACCACCAGCAGCGGCCGAAUCACGUACAGCGUGCCGCGGCCCCGGCGCCUGGGGGUUGGCGUCUACCCCGUGAAGAUGGUCGUCAGGGGCGACCAGACCUGCGCGAUGAGCUACCUCACGGUGCUGCCCCGGGGCAUGGAGUGCGUGGUCUUCAGCAUCGAUGGCUCCUUUGCGGCCAGCGUGUCCAUCAUGGGAAGCGACCCCAAGGUCCGGCCGGGGGCAGUGGACGUUGUCCGGCACUGGCAGGACCUGGGCUACAUGAUCCUCUACAUCACGGGGCGGCCGGACAUGCAGAAGCAGCGGGUGGUGUCGUGGCUGUCGCAGCACAACUUCCCCCAGGGCAUGAUCUUCUUCUCGGACGGGCUGGUGCACGACCCGCUGCGGCAGAAGGCCAUCUUCCUGCGCAACCUCAUGCAGGAGUGCUUCAUCAAAAUCAGUGCGGCCUAUGGGUCCACGAAGGACAUCUCCGUCUACAGCGUGCUAGGCCUGCCACCUUCCCAGAUCUUCAUUGUGGGCCGGCCCACCAAGAAGUAUCAGACCCAGUGCCAGUUCCUGAGCGAGGGCUACGCCGCGCACUUGGCCGCGCUGGAGGCCGGCCACCGCUCGCGCCCCAAGAAGAACAGCUCGCGUAUGAUGCUGCGCAAGGGCAGCUUCGGCCUCCACGCGCAGCCCGAGUUCCUGCGGAAGCGCAACCACCUGCGCCGGACCAUGUCGGUGCAGCAGCCGGACCCGCCCGCCAACCCCAAGCCCGAGCGGGCCCAGAGCCAGCCCGAGUCCGACAAGGACCACGAGCGGCCCCUGCCCACACUCAGCUGGGCGCGCGGGCCCCCCAAGUUCGAGUCGGUGCCCUGAGGGCCAGGCUGUGCGCAGAGCAGGGGGGCCCCAGCGGGCUGCCUUCUCCCCGGCAGACACAGACAGGCCUUUUCCUGCUUUUUCCCUCCCGUGUCUGUCCAGCAGCGUCCAGCCAGCGAGGGGGGCAGGACCCUGCCUGGCCUUGGGGGGCUCCCUGGGCUGCGAAGGGGUGAGAUCCAGGGGUCUCAGUGCAGUCACUGCUGUUCCACGCCUGCAACGCAAGCCCCAGCUAGGGUGGGUGUUUGUGUCAUCCCGGGGGCAGGCCUGCCCGGAGCCGGAGUGUUUGACAAAGUCGACCAUCUUUCUGAGUUCCUGAGGCUUCCGCAGCGAUGCUAGGCUGGCCCUAAUGGGAGGAGCCCCCACACCAGGGACCAACAGCCGCUGGCAAGUACAGCUUCUCGGCUGCCUGCUGGAGGGUCGAGUGGCAUUUGUGCCCGCCCUCCGUGUGGCGUCCCGGGUCACCAUCCUGGGCCUGGCUCUCCUGUGGCAAAGUGGCCACGUUCUGGGAGCGAGAGGAUGUCCCCUGGGCUCAUCCUGUUUGAGUUGUUUGCCCACGGCCCUUGGGGGGCGGGGUCUGGUGCUGACGGUCUGUCCUCCUGCAGCUGUCCAUUGUCCCCUCUUUCUUGUCCUCAGUAUCCUCACCUUUCUCCCAUGGCCGUUGAGGACAUUUGUGCCUCUUCCCGGAGUCCUGCCUGGUGCCCUCCCCUGUGAGGCUGUGGCCCUGGGUUCUGGCCUAGCUGGGCUGGCUGUGAGCCCUUGAGCCUGUUGUUUGCCCUCUCUGGGCCCUGCCUGCCUUCUGUAAUUGGAGGGGUCUCCCCAGCUGAGAUUGGUGGGAGUUCUUGACUCCUAGGCUGUCCUGCACUUCUGCCUUCUGAGGCUUUUCAGGCCUAAGAGCCCCGCAGAGUGCCCACUGAUCUAUACCUUCCUUGCAGACUAAGAGAGGGGCUGGGGCAGGGAGGGGGGGGCAGGAGGGAGCCGCCGUUGCCCCACCACUUCCAAGGAAGCCCCUCUGUGGGUUUGCUGGGAAGGGGUCCCUGCUCCAUAGAGAGGUUUGCUUUGCACUGAUGUCCAAACCUGGUGUCCCAGGGACAGAGACAUUCCCCAAAGGGCACUGGUCGGGCUCUCCCUCCCCAGCUCUGCUCAGAGUGAUUUGUCCCUUUGGCUCCUGGAAGGCAUAACAGCUGAGGUCCCAGAGCUCCGGGGGUUCAUGUAAUUUUGGCUCAAACUGUUGUGUUCUCUUCCCUUCCCCUGCCACUCAGCUUGGUUUGGUGCCCGUAACCUCCUCUUGGGUCAUCCCCUGAGGUUGGCGGGCUUGGCUCUCCUGGGGCCCCUCAAAUUCGGCCCAGGCCUUCCUCCUGCUGAGCCCCUGGCCCAGGCGUUGGUCUCCUGCACUCCC
This is a messenger RNA of Kogia breviceps (pygmy sperm whale), 4364 nucleotides long. RefSeq names its product PITPNM family member 3 (gene PITPNM3). Gene Ontology annotation, cellular component: cytoplasm; COPII-coated ER to Golgi transport vesicle. Gene Ontology annotation, molecular function: glycerophospholipase activity; metal ion binding. The record is from RefSeq and is a predicted model, not a curated record. NCBI's taxonomy places the organism in Eukaryota, Metazoa, Chordata, Mammalia, Artiodactyla, Physeteridae.